Monopterus albus (swamp eel) is the source of this 4508-nucleotide messenger RNA. RefSeq names its product nesprin-2-like. Lineage: Eukaryota; Metazoa; Chordata; Actinopteri; Synbranchiformes; Synbranchidae. Bases 12 to 4508 code for a protein of 1498 amino acids. The transcript has 29 exons. The record is from RefSeq and is a predicted model, not a curated record.
GUGCAUCAUCCAUGCAGGACAACGUGGAGCAGCAACUCCUCACCUGCCAGGAGAUGUUCCUGGAGAUCGAGCAGAAGGUGGCGAGCCUGUCAUCGCUCAGUCAGGUUGCUGGUUUGCAGCAGCAGGAUGAACUGGAAGCUGUGGGAUCCCAGCAGGAGGUGACUGAGCUGCUCUUCUCCAAACUGCAGUUUCUCAAGGUCAACCUGAUCUCCUUUCAGCAGCUUCUUCAGAACAGACAGGAGGAGGAGAGGACGACCGACCGCAGAGAGUCACUGGAGCAGAAGUCGGUGCCUCAGCCUGAGCGUCCCCUGGAGUCUAAGUUGAAGCGCAGCUGCAGUGUUCAGGAGCUCUUCUCCUCACCAAGAAACAAGCUCCUCAGGCAGAGCAGCCUGCAGCAGCAGAAGGAGCUGGAGCAGAUGCUGACGGAGCAGAGAGGACUGACUCAUGCCCUCGCUCGGCAGGGCAGCAGGGCCCGACUUCACAGCCAGGAGCCAGACGGCCAUAGCCAACUCUCACCAUGCCCGGCUCCUGCUGAGGCCGAUGCGGAGGAGGACUCUGCUCAGAAGAAGUGGGAUCACCUUCACAGUCGGCUUCUGGCUGUGGAGGAGAGCUGGCUGCUUCCUCCCUCUGAGGUGACAGACUCAUCUGUGAGGCGCACUGAUGGGACAGCAGGAUGUAUGAUUGGCACACAAAGCCUGAAAGAGCUGCAAACCCACAUCAAUCACGUGAGAGAGCUGGGACAUGAAGCUGCAGAGCUUCUGAGUCAGGUCUCCUCUGUGGAGGGCUCCCGUCAGACCCUGGAUGAGGGUUUGUUCCAUGUGCUGUGCGGAGCAUCCUUGUUCCUGUCCUCCAUCAACAACCUGCUGCACUCGCCUGCUGGGACGAUGCACGGUGAAGACGCUCAUCUGUGGUCGCUGCAGCUGCAGCAACUGUCAGCAGAGCUGGCCGCCCUGGGCAGCGAGCUGCUUACCCUGGGGUCAAAGGUCAGUGAUGUCCUGGGGUCCGACUCUGCUCAGCGGUGUGUUGCGGACCUGAGCAGGAUCCUGCCCGGGCUCCAAACUGCACUGAAGAGCAGGGAGAAGCAGCUCCAAAACCUGCAAGAGGAGAUUGAACAGCAUCAGAGAAACCUCAGAGAGCUGCAUGCAGCCUUCACCUCUAACCGGCCAACUGUUCACCACAUAAUUAAUGAAUUGAGUGGAACUCUGGGCCUUAAUGAACAACUACAGGCUGCAGUUCAGAUGCAGGGGUGUCUGCAGCAGCAGGCUGAGCAGGUGAAAGCCCUGCUGGAUGAGGCUGACCGACACCACCUGUCUGCCUCUGUCCUCUACCAGACCACGCAGAUACAGGAGGACCUGGAUGCUGCUCUGGGUGGUGUUCGCUCCCGCUGUGAGGAGCUGAGGAGCAGCGUGGAGUCGCAGCAUCAGUAUGAGCGGCUUGUCCACAGCUAUGAGGAGCUGCUCACUCUGGGCUCUGAACGCCUCACGCAGCAGCCUGACACAGAGCUCCGGAGCAGGGCCCAGCUCCAGCAGCAGCUCAGCAGACACACGAAGUUCUUCCAGUUCCUGGGCCAUCAUUAUAGGAUCCUGCAGUACCUAACCUGGAGACUGCCAGAGAGCACCCUCCAGAGGUGGGAGGGUGUAGUAAUGGGUCUGCAGGAUAAGGUGGCCCAACUGCAGCAGCACGGACUGGAAAAGGGCACCAGGAUGCAGGAAACAUUGCAGAUGUGGUCACAGUGGGAGGAGGACAGUGCCUGGUCAGACUCCCUGCUGAGAGGCAUCAAGACUUCAUUUCCCAAGAUGCACGAGGGGGGCGAUUCUGAGGAGCAUGUGUCAGAUAAGCUCUCUGUAUACCAGGAGCUGGGUGGUGUUCUGAAGGCGAACGAGGCGCGGUUCAGUCGGAUGCUGCAGAGGGGGCACCGACUGAUGAAGCUGGGCUGUAGAGCAGUGGUUGUGCCCACCAAUGAGCUGGAGGCACGCUGGAGAUCUCUGCAGAGGAGAGUAGAACAAGGUCACACCAACAUCAGCAGAAAACGGGACCUGAGCAGCAGGUUUCUCCGUGACUCUGCCGUACUGGCUGACUGGAUGGCCAUGGCCAGAGAGCUGACUGACCAAUGGAGCCGGCUCUCGGUCGCAGCCAGUGAGGAGACGGAUGCUGAACAGUGGCGUGGCCAGUACCUCCAGUGUGUUGCUUUCACCAAAGAUCUGGAGGCCAAAACUGAACUGAAGGUCUCAGUGAUUGGUGCCGGCACCCAGCUGGUCCAGAUGUGGGAAGCAGAUGGACACUCCGAUGGAAGCCUGGAGGACCAGGCUGCUCCGCUCUCCCAGAGUUCAGACCUGAAUCUGUGCUCCGUCAACACCCAGCUCAGACAGGUAGAGCUGGACUGGUCCAGUCUGCUGGAUGAUGUUCCUGUUGUCCAACAAACCCUGCAUAAGCGGUGGGUCGAGACGCUGACCCAGCAGGGGGCGCUACUGGAGCUGCAGGCCUGGCUGGGAGCUGCUGAGUCUUUGCUGGAGGAGCAUCGCAGCAGGAUCAACCAAACAUCCUCCACCAGUGCUGAUCUCACACAGUUCCUGAAAUACUGCAAGGAGUGUCAGGUUGAGACGUCGGCCCAUCAGGCCACACUGGACUAUGUGAACCAGUCGUUAUGGGCCUGUAGUACUGAGGACGACCAUAGGGAGCGCUAUAAACACAACCAGUUUGCAGAGGACCAGGGCUGUCUCAACCAUCAGUGGCUCAGAUUGCAGGAAACCCUCAACUCUCAGGUUCGGGAGGUGGAGCUAGAUUUGAGGAGCAGAGCGCAGCUGGAGGCCCGACUGCUGCAAACCAACACCUGGAUCACAGAGCAGAACAGCUGGAUCAACUCAGCUCAGACACCCAGCAGCCAAAUGGAGCUGCAGAGGAGCAUCAGCACCUGUCAGGACUUGGAGGAGAAGAUCAGGCAGAGGUCGGCAGCUCUUCGAGAGCUGAGAGACAAGCUUUGUGACACACAAGGAAACAGCAGCUGUGAUUUGAUCGCUCAGACAGAUGAAUCCAUCCAGGCCUGCACGGCUCUCGCUCAACUGAAAGAAUCAGUGAAACUUCGGCUCAUUCGGGCUCAGCAGCUGUGGGAUAGCGUGGAGAAAAACCUGAAUGAGAUGAUGCUGAAAACCUUGAGAACAUCUCAGACCCUCAAUCAGUGCAGCCCUCAACUCUCCCUUCAAGCACAGAUAGCGAUCCAUCAAAGGCUGCAGCUUCUUCAUGAGGAGACAGAAGCUUCAAAGGCAGAGUGGGAUGAACUGAGUCAAGCCAUGUCCUCGCUCAGAGAAGUCAUCAGUCCUGCCGCUGCCACGCUCCUCACUAAGCAGCUGAACCAACAGAGAGACAGUUGGACUGUGGUGUGUGGAGCUCUGGACCAGCAGCUCCAGAGGAGUCGGGGCAUCUUGCAGGUCUGGGAGGUCUACACUCCACUGGCUGCAUCUCUCUCCCAGCAGCAGCAGCUGCUGCAGAGCGACAUCUCCUCUGCUCUGAGUGCAGCGCCUGAAGACGACAGCACGAAGGAGCAGGUCGCCAUCAAGAUUCACAGUGUUCAGAGUCUCUUGGAGAGGACUGGCAAUUUGCAUUCUAACCUGCAGGAGGUGCUGGAUGCCUCCAGGGACUUAACUGACCACCUGGAACCAUUAGCUGCUGGUCUGGUCCAAUCAGAGAGCAGGCUGUUUUCACGUGACAUCUCACAGUUCAGCCAGAUGCUGUCAGGGAAGCUGGGUCAGCUGCAGGAGGAGCUGCAGCAGCUGCAGGACUUUGAAACCAGCCUGGAGUCUCUGGAGAGAAACUUGGAGCUUUGGCACCAGCGUGUGCAGAAUGUGCAGGCAGCAGACCAGGCUGGUCUUCUGGAGCUGAGCGGCCUGUCUGCUGACCUGGAUGUGCUGAAUGAGCUGAGCCGCAGCCUGACGCUAGACAACGCUGCUGCUUGCCGCCUUCAGCGCCUCAACCGCCGCUGGGCCGACACCUCCACCAGAGCCGAGGAGGCCCGCAGUCAGCUGCAGACGGAGACGCUGAAGCAGCAGAACUUCGGGCAGAAGUGUGAGAGCUGGAUGUCUUUCCUGCAGAGGAUGGAGGACAGUCUGGCAGUGGAUGUGGCCGGAUCUUACGUCGGCCUCAGACAGCAGCUCUGCACACAUAAGCGGUUUCAGGCAGAACUCCCCAUUGCUCACCAGAUCCUACAUUCAGUCAUCACUGAAGCUCUUCAUCUGCUGCAGAAAGGAGAAGUGGGGGACAGGACUGACUUUAUCCUGAAACUGGCUCAGCUCAGAGAGAACUGGCAGUUGGCAGUGCAGCGGGCAGACCAGCGAUGCUGCCUGGUGCAGGGGCUGAUGAAGCACUGGCACCUUUACAGCCACAGCCUGAGAAAGCUGCAGAAAGCGCGCCCUCCGCCAGCCACGACGCCCCCGGCAGCCCCUGCUGGUGAGAAAGACGGCAGCAGGGCUAGAAUAUCAGAGAAAUUAGAGAGUGCAAAUAUGAGAAUUGUCUAA